CAAAAGUCAAUUUUCUAGCUUCUCUGUGAAAAGUUGUUGUCGAAAAUAAAUUAAUUUACUCAUUAAUUGAAUAUAGAACGUCUUAUAAUCCUUAUAGACCAGUUACUUAGACUGUUUCGAGUGCAUUAAACGUGAUAAAAAUGUCAGUAGCUUAUUCACCAAGUCAAAAUCAGCCGCAAAAUCGUGGACCUCAACAACGAGAUCCGCAACAACAGCAACAGCAACAACAACAAAGACCUGGACCACCACCAAAUUCAGCGCAAAUACAGAAAAUUCUUGAUGAAAAUUGCUCAUUGAUACAGACAAUCCAGGAUUAUCAGAAUAUGGGAAAAGCGCAAGAAUGUAUGUCUCAUCAGCAAGCUCUUCAUCGUAAUCUCGUGUAUUUAGCAUCAUUAGCCGAUUCUACGCAAAACAUGUCUCAACUCUUGCCUCCACCUCAUAUAUUACAACAAGGAGGUCCGAUGCCACCAAUGAAUGAAUCACAGCCUAAUUAUAAUGGACCGCCUAUGCAACCAAUGAUUCCACAACAGCAAAUGCCACAAUCUGGUCCGAAUCCUCAAAUUCCAUCAUCCCAAUCAUCCUUACAGAAUAAUUCACCUCAAAAUCCUCAAAACCGAGGAAUUCCUCAACUUCCCAACAAUAAUCCUCAAAUUCCUUCUGGUCCAGUUCCACAAAAUAAUCCAUCAGUUACGCAACCACCCACAAAUCAGCCAUAUAGAGUUCAAACCCCUGGAUCUCAACAGCCACCGUCUACACAGGCACAACCAGCACAAACCAACUCUCCACAGCCUGCUCAAAAUCGUGGCGUACCAACAGCUCAACAGAAUAAUCCAGCUGUUCCUCCCGUUGCUCCUCAACAAAAUGUUCAGCCACCAGUUCCGCAAAAUACACCUCCUCAGCAGCAACAACCUUAUCAACAAAGAGCUCCUUAUCCACAUUAUCCAGGAUAUCCACCUCAAGGUCAGCCUCCGUAUCAAGGAGGAUACAUGCCAUACCACGGCGGUCCACCAAAUCAACCUUAUCAAUCACCAACAGCUUAUCAUCAAGGUCAACCACCUUAUGGCCAAUAUCCGCAAUAUCCACCUCAACAAGGACAAUAUCCACCACCAGCAAACGGACCACCUCCUCCUAUGGGAUAUUCACCUUAUCCUGGUCCAGCGCCUGGAUAUCAAGCACAAAUGCCACCAAAUCAACCGUAUGCUCCACCUAAUCAGCCACCCUAUCAACAACCUUAUCCUUAUCCAAAUCCACCGAUAAAUGCACAACAGCCACCCCAAGUUCCAGCACAGCAACAAACACCACCUGUAACGUCAAGUGGACCAGUUCCAUCUCCAGCAAGUACUCAAGCAAACAAUCCACCAGCUACAUUCAAUACAAAUCAAGCAAGUCCACAAGCAACGUCUCCAAACCCACAGAAUCCUCAAGUUCCAAAUGCACCAAUCUCGACAACAUCAGCAGCUUCACCAUAUCCAUCACAAGGCCCUACAGUUCCAGUUCCUGCUUCAAAUGCACCGCCUACAUCUCAACCACAACAAAAUUAUCAACCACCAGUCAGUGGACAGCCUCAAAACUUCCCUCCAGUUCCAUAUUCUCCUCAAGCCGGUCCGCAAUAUCCCCCACAUCAAGGUCCAUAUCCACCAAACACUUAUCCCCCUCCUCAGCACUAUCCAGCACAAGGAUAUCCCCCACCAAUGCCAGCACAACCUUAUAAUCCAAAUUAUCCCAAUUAUCAAAGACCUCCAGCUCCAGGACAAAACUAUGGCAACUAUUAUGGACCUCCACAGUAAAGAUUAGCGUGCAUCGGAAUCGGAUUGUUUUGAAUUGACUUGACUUGACUUAUUAAUAAUUUUUUAAAAUCUUUCUUGUUUUCAUUAUGACUGGCAUUGGCAUCAAACAAUAAGCGAAACAAUGAUGCUUAAAUAAUAAUGACAAGAUGAUUAAGAUAAAAACGUUGUGUAAACUAAUUAAAAUAAUAUAAGAAUCUUUUUAAAGAAGAAACUAGGAUAAAGUUUGUAAGAUGGUCAGAACUCUUUGUUUUAGAGACUUUGUUGCUUCCAGUACAGAUUGUCAAGAAUUUGAGGAUAUUGAAGAGAUCCUUAAUUCUGGGGUUUAUCUAAAGAUUGAAAUCAACUGUACAGACAGCAAGGUAAGCAUUUGUUAUGUAAAGACACUGACCAUCCAUCAAUGAUUAUUAGAUAACUUUUCAUUUCGUAUUUUAAAAUUAAUGACUAUAAAGAAAAUGUGAGAAUUGCAACGACUUAAAGUAUUUUUUUUUGCCCUAAUUGAAUCUAUGGGAUGUCCUUUUUCAAUUAACAUGUGAAGGAUGAGAA
This is a messenger RNA of Chironomus riparius, 2330 nucleotides long. The record is from the annotation of a GenBank genome assembly. Lineage: Eukaryota; Metazoa; Arthropoda; Insecta; Diptera; Chironomidae.